GCUGGGGCUCGGCGGCGCACGGCCGGGUCGGUGCGCAGGUGUGAGCUCUGAGAGGCGGAGAAGCGCGCCGGGCCCGGGAAUUCUCAGAUUCAGAAAUAUUUGAUCUUGAAGAAAAUGAAGCGAAAUACUACCAAAACAAAUGCUGCCCCAGUCAACAGCACCAAGUCGGGCAGCACCAAUGCCAGGGAUUUGAUGUGCAAAAUGGCGACUUCACCAGAUUGGCAUAAUUUGUAUCCUCACACACGAAAAUUCACCUACUCAAGACCCCAUUCUUCACCAUGUAGAGUGUAUUCAAGGAAUGGUUACCAAAAUAUGUUUAGACCUUCUUCUUCAGCUACUGCUAUUGCAAAUCCGAUACUGUCCUUCUUAGAUGUUAAACGGAUUUUAUUUCAAAAAAUUACUGAUAAAAAGGAUGAGUUGAAAAAAGCCUUCCAGCUGCUUGAUACUGAUCGGAACCUGACAGUGUCAAAAAGUGAACUGAGAAGAACGAUCACAGCCUUCCUGAUGCCUCUGACGAGAGAGCAGUUUCAAGAUGUGUUGGCACAGAUCCCUCUCACCAGCUCUGGAACCGUACCCUACCUUGAAUUCCUCUCGAGGUUUGGCGGAAUUGACCUUAAUAUAAAUGUUAUAAAGAGGGGAGGUGAGAAUGAAAUGAAUUGCUGCCGGCCAUUAAAAGAACUUGAAGUCCAAGUAGGAGAAAAGGUUUUCAAAAACAUGAAAACUGUUAUCAAAGCCUUGAGGCUCAUUGAUGUUAACAAGACUGGGCUGGUUCGACCACAUGAGCUCAGAAGGGUUUUGGAGACCUUCUGUUUGAAGAUGAGAGAUGAGGAAUACCAACAGUUUGCAAAACACUACAACAUUGAUAAAGAUACUUCAGUGGAUUAUAAUGUGUUUCUGAAGAACCUCAGCAUAAAUAAUAACUUGAACCUUCGAUAUGUCAUGGGAAAUCAAGAGAUUUCAUGGGAGAAUCAACGAGCCAAAGAUUCUAAAAAGGAGCAUUUGCUCAAUUCUGUGUCAUCUGAGGGCGUCUGGAAAAACUACUCCUUAGAUGACAUUGAGAGGAUCUUUUGCCAAGAGCUUUCCAAGUCCUAUGAAAAGAUCGAAAAAGCCCUCAGUGCAGGGGACCCCUCGAAAGGUGGCUAUGUAUCUCUGAAUUACCUAAAGAUUGUCCUUGACACCUUUGUCUAUCGAUUACCGAGAAGAAUUUUUAUCCAGUUAAUGAAAAGAUUUGGUCUUAAAACUACUGCUAAAAUCAAUUGGAAGCAAUUUUUAACAUCUUUUCAUGAGCCUCGGGAGUUGGAAGUUAGCAUUCUUGUUCCCCCAACAAAAAGAAAUAGCAUCGACUGUAGAAAUCAAUCGCACAAGGAAGAUUUUCUCACAAAGCUAUUGAAACAUGCUGGAGACCGCUAUAUAUCGUUGAAGAAAGCGUUACUAUUAAUCAACACUAAAUCCGAUGGAGAGGUAACCAGGGAAGAGCUGUGGCAUAUACUGAGCCGCAUGGCCGUAAAGCUAAGUGACUCCGAGUUCAAAGAGCUGUUGGGGGCACUAGACCCCGGGAGCACCGGCGUGGUCAAGGUCAGCACACUCAUUGACCUGCUUGAGGACACCCCUAAGGCGAGUAAAGUAUCCCCCUGCGUGGACCCUAAGACACCUCUCCUCCUGGCUUGGGAUUCGGUGGAAGAAACCGUGCAUGACGCAAUCCUUAGGAAUCUACAAGCGUUUUAUCGCAUGUUGCAGUCCUAUGACCUUGGAGACACGGGGCUCAUUGGUCGGAAAAGCUUCAAGAAAAUCAUGCUCACGUUCUGCCCAUCUCUGACAAACGAGCACAUCAUAAAACUCUGCAGUCGAUUUCAUGACACCACUUCAGGAAGAAUCUUUUACAAGAAACUUUUGGCCUGCAUAGGAGUUAAUGGCCCGCCCCCCGUCUCUCCAAUUCUGGUUCCAAAGGAUCAGCUGUUAAGUGAACAUUUUCACACAGAGAAACAGCCACCGCCAGAGCUUUCUGAGAGAGCUCGGCCCCCUGAGGUGAAGACCGAACCGGCCAAGAGUAUGACCAAAGAGGAAGUCGUUGAAAAACUCAAAGCCUGUAUACAGCAGCAGGACCCUGUGUUCAGAGGACACUUCCUGGGGGUCAGCAAGGACCCAGGAAGGAAAAUUACUGUCCAUGACUUUAAGAAGGUGCUGGAGGACAGUGGCAUGCCCAUGGACGACCACCAGCUCGCCCUGCUGGCUGCGAAAAUAGGCUAUAAGGAAGAAGGGAUGAGCUACCUUGAUUUUGCCACAGGCUUCGAAGACCCUGCACCAAGUGGGCCAGAAGCCACUCUGCCUCUGACUCCAGCUCCUUCAAAAAGUCACUUGAACAGCCACUUCAUAACUGCUGAAGAAUGCCUCGCGCUUUUCCCCGGGAGAGUGAAGGAGUCGUUCCAGGACACCUACGCUGCCUUCUUUAAGAUCGACGCCGACAGAGACGGCAUCAUCGGCAUGCAGGACCUGCACAGGCUGCUGACGCUCCUGCUGCUCAACCUCAAAGACGAGGAGUUCGAGCGCUUCCUCGGCCUUCUCGGCCUGAGACUCAGCGUCACUUUAAACUUCCGGGAAUUUCACAGGUUGUGUGAGAAGAGACCCUUAGGAACAGACGAUGCGCCUCAGAGACUCAUUAGACCAAAACAGAAGGUCGCGGAUUCAGAACUAGCUUGUGAGCAGGCUCAUGAGUAUCUUGUUACCAAAGCGAAAAACAGAUGGGCAGACUUGUCUAAGAAUUUUAUAGAAACUGAUAACGAGGGCAAUGGUAUUCUGCGAAGACGGGAUAUAAAGAACGCUCUGUAUGGCUUUGACAUUCCCCUCACACCAAGAGAAUUUGAAAAGCUGUGGACAAGGUAUGACACGGAGGGAAGAGGACACAUUACUUACCAGGAAUUUUUAGAGAAAUUGGGCAUUAGCUACUCCCCGGCUGUCCACCGGCCCUGUGCUGAGGAUUACUUCAACUUCAUGGGUCAUUUCACGAAACCACAGCAGAUACAAGAGGAGAUCAGGGAGCUGCAGCAGGGCGCUGAGAAGGCAGCCGUGCCCGCCAGGGAUAAGCUUAUAGACCACUACGAAGAGAUCAGCAAAGAACUGGGCAAGCUCGAUAAGUCCAAAGGUGGCUACGUGUCCGUAUGCAGGGUUCGGGAUGAAAAAAAAAGCUGUCCUCUCGAGGAAGAGGAGUUGACCGGUCUCCUGCACAGUUGGGGAAUCAGCUGGCAUGAUAAUUCCAUCAAUUCCCUUGAGUUUUUGAGAGCAAUAGAGAACAGCAAGCCAGACAGACCUCAGCCAAAAGAAAAAGAAGAGCGCCUGCCCAUCAGUUUCUCAGCGCUGACUCCGGAGGAGAUCGUGAAGAAGGUCCAGGAAGUGGUCGACUCCUCCCGGCCGGCGUUGUUAAAGGCAUUUUCCGCAUUGGAUAAGGAAGACACGGGGUUUGUGAAGGCCACAGAAUUUGGACAAGUUCUGAAGGAUUUCUGUUGCAGACUGACAGAUAAUCAGUACCAUUAUUUCCUGAGGAAACUGAGGAUUCACCUAACCCCCUAUAUACACUGGAAGUACUUCCUCCAGAACUUCGGCGGCUUUCUUGAAGAGACGGCUGACGAGUGGGCUGAGAAAAUGCCCAAGGGCCCGCCGCCCAGAUUGUCCAAGGAGAUUGCAGACAAAGACAUCCUGGCACGUCUCCACAGAGCGGUGGCUUCCCACUACCAGGCCAUCGCCCAGGAGUUCGAGAACUUUGACACCAUGAAGACAAACACCGUCUCCAGGGACGAGUUCAGGGCCAUCUGCACACGCUACGUCCAAAUCCUGACGGAUGAGCAGUUUGACAGACUCUGGAGCGAGGUGCCGGUCAACGCCAAGGGCAAGCUGAAGUACCAGGACCUCCUGAGCAGGUUCAGCACCGAGGGGACAGCAAGCCCGCCAGCCACUGGUGACUCAGCAAGGGCCCAGCGAGGGAGCAGCGUGCCCGAGGCCUCAGAAGUAGCCAGGUCGGCCACCUCCUCGCCCACCCAGGAUCCAGCAGCAAGGCCGAAGUUGCAGAGCCACCCCUGUACCCCGGGGAGUGCGACCGGGCCGUGCGUCCUGCCCUUGCAGAACUGCGAGCCCAUCGAGAGCAAGCUCAGGAAGAAGAUUCAAGGCUGCUGGCGCGAGCUCCUGAAAGAAUGCAAGCAGCUGGACGUGAACCGGCAGGGGGAGAUCACCACGUCCGAGUUCCUGGCUCUCGUGGAGAAGUUCAACCUGGACAUCAGCAAAGAGGAGCGCCAGCAGCUGGCCACGAAGUACGACCUGAGGAACAAGGGGACGUUCGCCUACUGUGACUUCAUCCAGGGCUGCGUGCUCCUGCUCAAGGCCGGGGAGACCUCGCUGCUGCAGAGGCUGAAGAUCCAGAACGCGCACAGAAUGAAAGAGGCCGGGGUGGAGACGAUGUCCUUUUACUCCGCUCUGCUGCGCAUCCAGCCCCAGAUCGUGCACUGCUGGCGGCCCAUGCGGCGCACGUUCAAGGCCUACGACGCAGGCGGGACGGGGCUGCUGAGCGUGGCGGACUUCAGGAAGGUGCUGAGACAGUACAGCAUCAACCUCUCUGAGGAGGAGUUCUUCCACAUCCUGGAGUACUACGACAAGACCCUGUCCUCCAAGAUCUCCUACAACGACUUCCUGCGGGCGUUCCUCCAGUAGGAUCGCCUGCCUGGGAGAAGGCACCUUCCAGAGCGUCUCCUGUAACAAACCUGCACCCACACCCAGCCGCCCCCCCCGGGUGGGCGAGGGCACCCCGGCCUUGGGUCUGGUGGGUCUCCCAGGCGCCACAGGCUGCCCUGCCGAGCCUCAGGCACCCCCCUUGUUCGUGCAAAU
Tupaia belangeri chinensis (Chinese tree shrew) is the source of this 4869-nucleotide messenger RNA. It is a transcript of the gene EFCAB6, whose product is annotated as EF-hand calcium binding domain 6. Lineage: Eukaryota; Metazoa; Chordata; Mammalia; Scandentia; Tupaiidae. Gene Ontology annotation, cellular component: nucleoplasm. The record is from RefSeq and is a predicted model, not a curated record. The coding region runs from base 115 to 4695 and encodes 1526 amino acids. Gene Ontology annotation, molecular function: calcium ion binding. The transcript is spliced from 32 exons.